AUGUGGCCGGACGUUCUCGAAAACCGAACAUCUGAAGCGACACAUACGGAGUCCGAUGUUCUCCUCCGUCAUUUAAGAAGUCACCGCGCCUAUCUCGCCCACUCUCCGCCAGCAGGACUUAACAAUCGGUCAGCGUCAUAUGAACAAGCUACCCAACAACUACAACAGAGACGUGAGAUAAAUGCCGGAACCUCUCCCGGACAGACACCAAACCAGCUUUUGCACUGUUCAGACCUCGCUGAACUCGUAUCGAGGGGGAUGCAGCCGUCGCCUUCACAGAAUCUCAUGAUAUCCGAGAUCGCGAUGCUCGAAUUCAAUAAUGUUCCUGGUCACUCUCAACCAGCCCCCAACAACCACUCUAGACUGACCCGACGUAGUCAAUGCAGCCAGAAUCCAGAUUAUGCUAAUAAUGCCGCCACCAAUAACAUGCCGGACUGUAUAGACUUCCCGGCCGGUGUUCUAGAAGAAGCGGCUGCGAGGACACCCUCCGAGCUCAGCCUGCCCACGAUCAAUGAGAGUGCUGACGCCAUGCGGUGGUGGUUGGAUCAGUCUGAUUUCCGUACCGAUAAUCUUUUCUCCAUGGACAUAGGCAACGGCUUGGGAGCCUACGGUGUUGUGCUGGACGAUGUCACGUUCGGUUUACCAGUGCAGUUUCAGCCGCCAGUCGAGUCCUCCAUCGGCAGCAGAGGCAUGUCGGCAGAGCGAUGCGAUAUUCUCCAAGAAUGCUGGCCGAUGGAUCCGAGUCGUGGAUAUCGCCUCAAAUCGGAUCUAUGGUCGUGCCUCUCCUCCUGUCCGCACGAUAACAUCUUCUCGCUGCUUCCUAGCCCAACUGCCAACGAGCAACGAGGGGAGCGCCGGGGUUUCGACGAGGCAUGCUACUUACGUCUUAGGAAAGAAUUCGGAUAUGAUUCUGGGAGCGCUGAUGAGCCCAGGUUGGAGCUGCCAUCGUCCCAUAGACCCAAUUUACCCUUCCCACCCGUUGAGCUGCUCGAUAUCGCGUUGGACCUAUAUUUUCGCAGCUUCCAUCCCACGGUUCCGUUCAUUCACACACCCACUUUCGACCCCUGCAGAACGCCGCCACCAUUGCUCUUUGCUAUUUGUCUCGUCGGCCUUGUCAUUCUCGGCACAAGUGGCGCGAGACAGUUCGUGGAAGCUUCUUUUCCAGCAUUAUUAACGCGUGCAUGCUCGGAAAUGGCGAUCAGUUGUUCUCAGUCCCGACCAGUGGCUGAGCAGCUGUCAAUGGUGGCAACGGCAUGCCUAACUGUCAACCUGGCAGCGAUUACGCAGGACCAGUCUAAAUUGGCAAGAACACAGUUCCUUUAUGCCAAUAUCUAUGCGUUUUCUCAGCAAUGUGGUCUCUUUUCUGCCGACGAUAGCGAACUAAUAAAGAAGAUUCUUGACGAAACGGUGGAUCCCGGGCAACGGUGGCGAGCGUGGACCCGGAUAGAGUCUACUAAACGUCUAAUAGUUGCGCUCGUAAUGUUGGAUAACUUCUACUCAAACUAUCUUUUUACAGCACCAGCGACCCGGGCCGAAGCGAUUCACAUAUGCUUACCCUGCGACAAUAUCCUGUUUGAAGCCGACUCCGAAAUUAAAUGGAGGCAACUCUCACUAGCUGGCCGGGAAAUCAUACCCCCUUUCAUUAGCCCAUAUGUCCAGGAUCCGUGCCUAUUCCAGACGGCGAACCGCCUAGAUACGUUCAGCAUGUAUAGCUUGCUGAGUAGCUUUCAACUACGCAUAUACGAGGCUUAUCACCGACUUAUCCCGGCAGCGUCUUACACCGGCAUGAACGAGGACUUCCUAGCCCCAUGCCGAGUCUUUAACAAGGACCUCCGAGCACGCGAUCUAAUCCCGCUCACCUGCAGUCUACAUUUCAAGCAGAGCCCUUGCCAGAACGGUGCGGACCUCAAUUGCAUGGCUCUCUGGCACCAUCUAUGCCUUUGUCUCACCUCCAACACCCGCCUAUUUGAGUUAGCCGCCGGAUGUAAAGGCCAGCCAGACGCUGAGAAGGCACGGGUAGACAUAGGUGUAUGGGCUAGGACACCGGCUGCUCGCAGAGCCUGCCUGCAUGCUGCCCAGGUCUAUGCCGUCGUUUCGAACCGACGAAUAUCCGACGGCGUUCGGGUCCGACUGGACACGAUCACGAGUGUCUUCAUUUCUGCCCUCGUUCUAGCCUUUUAUCUCUACUCGUUACCGGAUAUCGGCGGGUCCGAUUCCACGGAGCAGCGGCUAGAAUUGCUCGAUCCGAUAGAUUGGGGCCGCGUCGGCACGAUAGGUCUGGACGCUGUAGAUGCCGAAGAUCCCAACAUCCCCCUUCCUACCCAGCAGCUCCGAAAUGGAUCUGAUCUAGCCAUCCAUUUCAUCAGACAUGGUGGUCCCGUCUCAUUCUCGAGUCACAAUGUCUCGGGUGACUACCGCUCAGCACGCCGGGUCUUACUAGACUUUGCCUGUCUCAUGGAAGGCAUGGGGAAAUGGUGUUCGAAAUCAUCUGCCAAAGUACUGCACGCUAUGGCUGAUACAAUCAUGCAGAAUGGUGACGGGAGUCUGUAA
Molecule: messenger RNA, 2550 nt
Organism: Venustampulla echinocandica
Lineage: Eukaryota; Fungi; Ascomycota; Leotiomycetes; Helotiales; Pleuroascaceae
Exons: 6
Coding region: 1-2550 (849 amino acids)
Biological process (GO): regulation of transcription by RNA polymerase II; DNA-templated transcription
Cellular component (GO): chromatin
Molecular function (GO): RNA polymerase II cis-regulatory region sequence-specific DNA binding; DNA-binding transcription factor activity, RNA polymerase II-specific; zinc ion binding
Source: RefSeq, a predicted model, not a curated record